UUGAAGGUGGUCGACAUAUUGGACGCGAAACCAGACAAAAUCCCAAUAAAGCCUAUCUUUAUUUCCGUCGAUCCUGAACGCGAUACAAUUCAAAGAGUGAAGGAAUACUGCGCGGAGUUCUCUCCGAAAUUGAAAGGCUUUACUGGAUCAGUAGAACAGGUGAACAAAGUGGCGAAAACGUUCCGUGUUUACCACAGUCAGGGACCUCGUACUGGAAAAGAUAAGGAUGAUUAUAUCGUUGAUCAUACUGUCAUCACCUACCUUGUCGACCCAGAUGGUCUCUUCCAUGAUUACUACGGUCAGACGAGAACAGCCGAAGAGAUUGCGAAUAUCAUUGAAAUGAAAGUGCUGAAUCAGAUGUCAAGUCAACAACUUCCAAAGUCGGAGUUUGUCGUCAGAGUACCGAAGAGAAAUGAGAACAAGCGAUACUCUGUACUGAAAUUCAAUGGCAUGGACAGAGUUGAUACAUCUAAAUGGACCAUUGACAGUAUGGUGCAUAUGGAGAGGGAAGACAAUAAAAAUGUUACGCUUAGUACACAGACUGUGCAGGAGUACGGAGAAGGCUCUGAAUAUGGUAAAGCCGCAAGAGAGGAAGCUCGCCGGAAGAAGUAUGGACGACAGGCAAGAUCGUACAAGCUUGAUAAUCAACCAUGGCAUCUGUCUUUUGUCGAAUCAGAUGGCCGUACUCGCAAAAUGAAAAGUAUACGAGAAGGCGGCGCUGGCGAACACGCAGACUACUGGGUCUUCUUGAAAUCUGGAGAAGAGUUCUUGGCGUAUAAGGUGGAUGACUGGCACAAGUUUUUGCCGGCGAUCACUCACAAAACGCUAGAUAUUGACCAAGCAGAAGAGAAGUUUCUUGAGUAA
This is a messenger RNA of Cooperia oncophora, 864 nucleotides long. The record is from the annotation of a GenBank genome assembly. NCBI's taxonomy places the organism in Eukaryota, Metazoa, Nematoda, Chromadorea, Rhabditida, Trichostrongylidae.